UGCUCAUCAAUGACGUCGUUCAAUGCUCCCCACGAAAACCAUUCCCUCUCUCUUUUUCAAAUUUCUCGGUCUCGUAAUGGAGGAAGCGCUAAGCCCGAGGCAAAGGGCACCAGUGUUAAACCGUCUCCAGUCACCUACCAGUUCGUUCUUCUUAGGCUCCAACAACGACCAACUCGAACGUGCCCAGGCACGCGCCGCCGCACGUGCUGCCGCAGUCCGUCGCUGUCUCACCGUUGUGCCUCCCCCUGCUCCUCCUCCUCCUUCCGAUCCUUGCCUUAGCAAAGACCAGAUCAUCGAGUUGUUCCAAAACUGCAUUAAACUCGCUAGCGAAAAUAAAAUAAACCAGAAGAAUACUUGGGAAUUGAAGCUUAUCGAUCAUCUUAGCGAGAUCAUAAAAGUAGAAGCAGCUGAAGGUGAUUCAGAGACUAAUUUCCAAAAGGCAAGUUGCACAUUGGAAGCAGGGGUGAAAAUUUACUCUUUCAGGGUCGAUGCUGUGCAUGCUGAGGCGUAUAAGGUCCUUGGUGGUAUCCAUCGAGCUGGCCAAGAAGAUGAACAAGAGACUAUCGUGGUGGGUGACAACGUAAAUAACAGGGAGGAGAGCUGUUGUAACAAGAAAGAGUCUGAGAGGAAGAUCUCGCCAGUAUCAACACUGGAGUCUUCUUUUGAAGCUCUUAAUGCCAAAAAGUUUGAUGUUGCAUUCGCAGUGGAUCCUCUAUAUCACCAAACAUCUGCACAAUUUGAUGAAGGUGGAGCAAAAGGUCUUCUAUUAAAUAAUCUUGGUGUGUAUGAAGGUUGUAGGGUACUUUUUGAUUCUUUUGAAGUGCCUGGGAAGUGCCAAUCAGGUGCACUUCACAACAAUAACUUGGACAUUAUUGAUAUCUCAUUUGCCAGAGAAUCUGUUGAGAAGAUGGUCGUAAACAUGCUGGCAAAGAAUGAAAUUUGUCCAACCCUAAAAGUCAUUGUUUGUCAUUUUGAUGAAGAUAAUCAAAGGUCAUCUGAGACAUUUGAUGUAGGCCAAAAAUGUGAUAUCAGAGUAGACACAGCUAAUGCUUAUGAAGCUGAAUCGGAUGAUACCUUACUUGAGAAUUAUGAUGCAUGUAUCUUUGAUCAUGAUGAGGUGUCAAGUGGUGUUAAUGAGGGCUCCAAUUUUGAUCGUACCAUUCAUGACUGCCAUGAGGAGAAUGAUACUUAUGCUUCUUACGAACCUGAUCUCGGGGACAGAUUUGAGGAUAUUGGGAAGUUUUUGUUCCAAGGGCUGGGAUUUACUUCAAAACAGAAUGCAUGGGCGGGUCCUAAUCACUGGAAAUAUCAGAAUUGCAAAGGUUCAGAGGAUAUUCCUGCCACAAAUGCUGAAUCAAAAAGCAAAAACCUGAAAGAAGUUGAUGUUGAUUUCACAAAAAGCUUGGACAAAGAAAUGCCUGAUGUCUUUGCUCCCCCCAAAAGUCCAACGCUUUUGCUGCUACCUGCAAAUAGAGUACCAUGUAACAACACACUUCCAGAAGAUUGCCAUUACCAACCUGAAAGUCUUGUCAAGUUGUUUCUUCUACCUAAAAUUAUGUGUCUGGGCAAGAGAAGAAGAAAAUGUUCAGAUAAUAGUGCAUGUCAACAAAAUAAUGAUUUUGAUCAAGCACUGCCAUCAUGGGAUAAUGAGAGCUCACUUGGUGGUCAGUUCAAUGAUGGAUGUGUUUAUGAUGAUGUGGGAAACUUGGAUGACCUUGUCUCUCAGCCUCGCCAGGUAAAUCAAAUUGAAGUUCAGUGUGACAAAACUUCUAAACAAGUUGAUGUGCAUGCAUUAAAGGAGUCACUCUGGGAUCACAUGCAAGGAUCUCAUGAAGUAGCUGAAGUGAUUCUUUUAUUAUCAACAGGUGGACAAAGAUGCAUUGUCUUUCAAACAUGUGCUUGCUACAUUUUCCUUCAAUUGCCAAGCUGCAGCUUCAGAGGAUAUUUCACCCCAUUUGUGUUUCAUUUGUCUGUUGCAUUUAGCUAAUGAUCAUGGUUUAAGCAUCCAAGAUUGUCCCAGUUUAGAUGAUCUCAGUAUACAUCUUCCUGCUUCUUGGCAAAGCACAGAUUCUGUGGCAUAGGCUUCAUCAUGGCCUAGAGCCCAUCUUUAGGUACAUGAAUUUAUCAGGGGGUAGCAUGGUUCUCUUUAUACCAAGUUUUUUAGGCCUAUAUGCUAUAAAGCAAUGGAACUAGAACAGAAAGAAGAAAACGUAAGUAAAACAUUCUUGUAUCAUAUUGGUCACUGCAUGCUAUUGUGUCAUCUUAUGUGCCCGACUGUUUAUACAUAUUAUGCGAAUAUAAUCUUGAAUUAAAGUUACAAAACUCACUUUCUCCAAGUGAUCAGUAAGGAAUCCAUGGAAUCAGUCAAGUUAUUUUGUUUCAAAUAACAUUUUUAUCUGUUACAUGUAGAAGAUAGCUCUACCGUAUUGACAUUAUGCAGACUCUUGAAUUCGUCCAGGUACCGAAAUCUGACUCUUAUGAAUAGAAUGUGAUAGUUGUGUGUUGUUUAAGCAACCUUCUCAGUCAUCUUAUAUUGGAAAUGGCAUCUCUCGAAUUUUCUACGAUAUCUGUAUGUAGGAUGAUAUAGAUGGAUACUACUGAAUACAAAUUUGAGAAUACAACAUGUGACUAUUUACAGUAGGAUGAGGAUUGUUCAUUAUUUAGGUUCAAGGUCCAGGUUCAACCACUCAUUAGAAAGAUGCCAAAGCAAAUACUAUCAUUUUCUAGGAGAGAAUAUGGAAAACACACCUUAGCAAGUGCACAUGGAUUAGCUUUACAGUGUGAUCAUUUGCGGAAAGAGAUUAGCUGUAUCGGCCUUUGUUUAUCGAAAAAAAAAAAAAUCAGUAUUAGUUGGCUUUUAGAAUUGAGGAUAAGGAAUCUCUCUCUCCUUUUGUUGGCAAAAGUUGCUUCUUUUAAGAUUUGCCUGUUUAAGGUUUAUGAUCUGUCUAAAGACUUUAAAGUUAAUCCUACUUAUGUAUAGAAUGAGGCAGAGAAAUCCCAGUAUAGAUAACUUUAGGCUAAAAGAUUUUCAUAGGUUUCUUAGGGAAUGUUUGGCAGUUAAAGAUUAAUUGACCUUGAUCGUCCA
Molecule: messenger RNA, 3085 nt
Organism: Theobroma umbraticum
Lineage: Eukaryota; Viridiplantae; Streptophyta; Magnoliopsida; Malvales; Malvaceae
Product: condensin complex subunit 2-like
Biological process (GO): mitotic chromosome condensation
Cellular component (GO): condensin complex
Molecular function (GO): chromatin binding
Source: RefSeq, a predicted model, not a curated record